UUCAAAGUCCUUUCUCGACAAAGCCAAAGCGACAACCUCACCCUCGCAAUGUCGUCUUCUACAGAGAGCACCGAGAGCCCCGGAUUCGAUACUGUGCUUGACUUCAACAUGUUCGAGCCCCACGAUGAUGAAGAAGACCUCUUUUAUAAGAACAAACUGGUUGCACUUGUUGAGGGUGAAGUUACCCCUCGAGAGGCUGCAAUAGAAAUAGACACCUGCAUCACACACGACUCGAAGCGAUUGUACAAACUGCACCGGGCGUAUCACUUUCAUCCCGAUAGCUUGCCCGACGAGAUCCGUCGCCAAUUACCAUUACCUGACGGCAAAGAUGAGAGAGAGCUGGGAAUCUACUGCCCGAACCCCGGAGGACAUAUCGAAAUGUUUAUGCACUGGGUUUUCCGACUAGGCUCGGCCUUCCCGCCCGGCCAUGUCGGCCAAGACCGGCUGAUCGCGUUUCUGGAGGCGCUGCGUGAUCUACCAAGACGUAAGAUUGUUACUAUGGCAUCAUCCUCCGAUAAAAAAGUUGAGGAGAACAUGUAUACGACUCUGGAAGUAUGGCCGAUGGGGGGCCACUGGUUACUCUUGCAGAUGGUGGCUCAUUACGAAGAACAGGCUUACUUAUACCGCCUUUAUGCGGCUAAGCAACUGCCCCCUACGGAGAUAGAUCUCCGACUGCGGAACUUCCAGUCUGCCAUCGCGCGCAUGUCGGCACUGGAUCUGAUCGAUUGUGGGCGGCUCUCUUCGUUGGAGGGCAUCCUUCCUUCGCAUCCCUGGUACUCUGAUCUCAAUGAUGCCGAGGGUCAAGGGUUUGGCGAGGAUCAAGGGUUCCGAUGGCUUGCCGGUUGGAUCAUCGCAGGUGCGCAGUGGCUGCUCCGUGCUGAAGUGGGGCGCUAUGUCUGUCAACAGUGUCUGAAGAGGGAGAAGAUCGUCGAACGGUCGGAGAUCUGGAGCAUGGAGAGGUGGCGGCAGUGGAAGGAUCAAUUUGCAUUCGCUGCAAAUGAGGCAAGGGUUGGCGUACACGCUCAAGAGCUGGCCCGGUUGUCUCUGCAGAAGAUGACUGACUACGAAGGUGGAGGGCGUGCUACUGCGGGGGGUGGUUUGUGAGGUAUCUCGAUGUGUGCAGUAAAGAUCGGCAGAGCGAAAUAGCUUGUCAAACCACACCUCCAAGCAUUGAGUUCCUGCAUAUCCUUCAUCUUGUUUCUGUGAAUGGUAGUUACCUUCCAAGCCUUUUUUGGGACCGGAA
Messenger RNA from Aspergillus uvarum CBS 121591, 1243 nucleotides. RefSeq lists its product as uncharacterized. The transcript has 2 exons. The record is from RefSeq and is a predicted model, not a curated record. Bases 49 to 1104 code for a protein of 351 amino acids. NCBI's taxonomy places the organism in Eukaryota, Fungi, Ascomycota, Eurotiomycetes, Eurotiales, Aspergillaceae.